Messenger RNA from Serendipita indica DSM 11827, 6465 nucleotides. NCBI's taxonomy places the organism in Eukaryota, Fungi, Basidiomycota, Agaricomycetes, Sebacinales, Serendipitaceae. The record is from the annotation of a GenBank genome assembly.
AUGCCCAAACAAAAGUCGUCAGCAACCUCUGCGACGCGUAAGAAGCAUGCAAGAAAAGCUGCUGCGGGUCAUAACGAGGAAUCGAGCGGCAAUCCUCCAUCAAAGGGUAAAGGCGCUCAGAAUUCGGGUGGCAAGGGGAAGGGGAAGAAGAAGAAUGAACCACGAGUAAAAAUGUAUAUUCCACCUGUUAAACCACAGGCUCUCCAGCGCGAUCCGAUCGAUGUGUUGGGUUUAGCAAGCAGCUUGCCGCCAGACCUCUUGGUCAAUGUCUUUAGAAAGUUGACCAAGAAGGACAUUAUUACUCGUCAGCGUGCCUUGGAAGAAUUCAAAGUCAACUGGGUCGAUAAAUGCAAAGACGGCGGCGAUGACGACGGUUCGUCGCUCGCAGUGUUGGAGAUUGCUCAGCCGGCAUGGAAUUAUCACUUUCCCGCGUUGACGCUCAAUCCCUCGAGGCGUAUCCGGCUUCAGGCAGCAACUAUUCAAGCCACCCUUUUGGACAUACCAAGUCUACAGGAGAGUGCACUCGAAUCUUCAGGACACUCUCCAGAUCAAGAGUACUAUGUCGGCGCAUGGAUGCUUAGCGGCUUUGACGCUGAUCGGCAAGUUGCAUCGACUGCUCGUCAAACCUGGACAAAGUUUGUCGAAUAUCAAUCUAACCACGCAAAAGAUGCAUUCAACGCAUUCGUGGAGGAGCAUCUCGUGUCGUUCAUUCAGACUGCAAUCAUGCAUCCCGAGAGCGUCUACAAUCACUUCUAUCCCGUAGUUGCAAAGCAAGAGGUCACUUCGGAAAAAACUCGAGAUUUGGCCUCUGCUAGUGCUAUUGAUGGAGAAGAGGAAAGUCAAAGCGAUCGUAACGGAAGAAUUCGCGUCUCGGCUUUAGGCGCGUUAAGCUGGUUACUCGAGUCUGGUAUCGGAAAAUUUGACGGUCUAAAUGCCCUACUUGCCGAUGUCAUGUUUUGGUCGAUCCUAUACCCCGGUACUCGACCACCCUUUUUCGAAGAGUCGAUGGUCGAUGUCGAGGCGUUGGGCGUAAACCAAACUGCUGUACGUCGUGCUGGCUGGAGUCUCGUCCAAACACUUGCAAAGACCCGAAUGGGAGCUUCUGUGAUGUGUGCAGCUGUUCUGCGGUCCAUAUGGAUCGAACCAGACGCUGGGGUUCGGAUAGCAGCGCGGGAUGGGUUACUACUUCUCUUAUCUGUCAUGCCUGACGCUUGGAAUGCCGCUAUCGAGGACGACAGUGAGAGUGAGGAUGAGAGCGAGCCCGACGAACCCAAUGUUGCCUAUCAAGAGUUUCUCCAGUUCCUUAGGCUUGGCUGUGGUGGUACCUGUGUACAAUUCUAUCCAGCAAUCCCCGUCAUUAUCUCUAAACUACCUCAUCCGCUAUUCCCACUGUCUCAACUAGCAGCCGAAGAGCUCCUUGACGCGUUCUGGGCAGCACUCGACGGACGGGCAUUGACGGUACUCGAGAAAGGCAACGCUCCCGUCAGCGCCUUCGUUUCAGCGGUCUGCGAAACUAUCAUCAUCCUCAUGAAGAGGUUUGAUCGUGACAAUCUCGUGGAACUGUCAGAGGUUUUUGCAAGAGAGCAAGUUGACCGGCUCUGGGACUCCUUUAUCUCGAACAAGCUCCAACUCCGAUCAGAAGAUUUCGGUCACAGUGUCGGCAAGAUGCUUUCUCGACUUCGAGGAAUUAAACCAGGUGGACAUCAUCUCCUCGAGUCGUUCACACUCACUCAUUCCAUCUUAGACUUGUAUUUGACUACAUGGGAGGGAAUCCAAAAAUCAACGCUUACCAUCUUCUCCAAUGAAGAGCUUUCCGCCGCCAGCAAGGUCGAUUUCCCCGGCCUAUGGAAGUCGUUGGGCUCUGAACUCCCAGACGAGAAAGAGCUCGACAGUCUUUUGGGUAACUUACUAUCUCAAUCCCUCAGUUUCAUUCUACGACCUCAAGGGCAAACCCCGCGCAUUCAUCUCGAGAAUGUCCUAUUCCUUCUUAAACGAGAAUCUAAAGAUGGGCCGAUCAAACAGCGUUUACUGGAACUCUUAUGCGAUAACUUGGCGCCAAUCUCGAAGAAAUUGAGCCCAUCAGAACUUAGCCAAUUCAUCUCAGCUGCACUUGAAUAUCUCAAAGGCGACGCUGAGCAACAAUCUAGUCUAUGGGCCAAUUUCCUCGACAUUGUUUUGCAGAUGGAUGACUUUGGCAGACAAACGGAUGUUUUGCAAAGCGUUCUGUCAACUUCCCAAGGCGUUCAAGCUCCCUUUACGUUAGAGAGGGGACUCGGGCCUGUAUUCAAGUAUCGUAUGGAAAACGUGGAGAACCCCGAGGAUCCUAUUCUGUUCGGGCUUGUGGAUAAACAUGAGCUCUUCCUUACGACCAAAGAUCUCCAAACUUGUGCCCAAUCUGCUUGCACGUUGGUUACCGAGACCUCGAAUGCCGUGCUUCGAGGCAAAGAACACGUGUCCGAGGAGCGAAUCCUUCAAAGUCUACGCCUUUUCGAGUCAAUAUCCAAAGCAUUACCGGAUGUUGCCGCAGAGUUGCUGAUGACGCUCGCUGCUCCGCUUUACGUGCUCGAUUAUAUUCUGCCACUUGUCACCGAAGAGUCGUCAACGGUCGACUCGAUCGUGGACGUCUGCGAGCGAAUUCUAGAUACCUUCAGAGUGGAGUCUACAAAGGUGGUGAUACCGGAGUUCCAGAAUUGGGUAUUGAAUACCGAAGUAGUCGUUGGAAUUGAAGAUCUGAUGACGGCAGCAAUGUAUAUUGCAAAUCACGACGCGACCUGGAUCGUCAACAAUCUCCUGCCGUCUACUUCAACGCUUGACGCUAUGUUCUUGGAGGACAUAGCUUACAGCCCUCACCCCAUCAUAGCAGCGACAGAUAACCUGGUCCCAGAAGAAGAAUCUUCGCCGGGAUCCUCAAAAGCGACUAUUUCUACAUAUACUCGGGUCGCGUGGGGACUUGCUAUCGCUGCAAUCUCAGACAGACAGCUUGCUAAACACAAUAGCUGGGUCCUCAAACACAUGCUUCUCCUACAGCAAUUGGCGGAAGAUCGAUUGCUAACGAGCGGAGCAGGUGGACCAGACACUUUUGGCAAAGACGUUUCAGAUGACAGUAUUCGUACUUUGAUCAAUACCGUGCAGAAAGUGACCGCCUAUCUCUUCUCUGGCAUCUCCUCUACCGACAUAUCGCAUGCUGCAGUGGUGGAGACUCUCAAGACGGAUAAUCCUAUAGCAGAUCCGAUUCUUGCAGUCAUCGUUGAACUGUGUCGAAUCGGAAUGAGACAAGAUGGCGUCAUGGUGGCUAGGUUAGUUAGAGGUGUCCUUGCACAACUCCUCAGAGGCGCUUCCAAGGCCGACGCUGAUACAUGGAUCACGUUCGCAAGAACGGCAAGGAGGACGGCGCCUUACACGGCAGAAGCCAUCUUCAAUGCCGUUGUAUCCACGGGUGUCGAGACGCCGCUACUUAACCGCCUGCGUAAUGAAGCCGCGAGCGACCUUAUUGGUAUUUCAUCUUCGAAAGCCAACACUGAGGGUGCUCGGCAGCUGCGCCUCCUCCUGCUCCUCGCCCCACCGUUGGAUUCAGACGCUGUAUUUUUGCCGACGCAACGUGCGAUCAACUUGGUACAGGCAAUUGAAAAAUGGAUAACCAGCGACGAGAGUGAUGACGAUGAUGAAGGGGUAGAUCCUAUUGUGGAGAGCCGUACACUUGCGCUUUUCCAGCAGCUUGCACCGAUCCUGCAGAGCUUGUCUGGACGACACUGGGAGUUUGCCUUUGACGUGGUGGAGAGUACUCUAGAGGACGCGAGUCUGAGUGACCUGGAUAUGUUCGUUCAAAUAUCCAGGGCGCUCGAUUUAAUCAUUGUCAUCCAAGGCCUCGUAGUGACGAAUAAGCAGCUCAAGGCGACCUGGCUAGGUAGAAGAGUAGCCAUUCUGAAGCUCGUACGCACUCUAUUGGUUUCUACAGAGAGUCAUCAGCUAUCGAGCGCACUCUCACUUCUCUACCGCAAUCGUGCAGUCGCUAUACUGCAAGAAUCUGCCGACGACGUCUUAGAGGCACAUGACUUUGGCAAGAUGAUCUAUCUCUUGCGUGCGCCACAUUUGGAAACCCAAAGGGAUGCGUAUAGCUUGGUGCGCAGUGCCGCAUUCAAGUACACGGAGGAGUUGAUCAUGGAAGUUGGGCUGAAUACCUCAGCCACGGAGAUGGAGAUACAACUACCACAAGAGCUGAUAGCGUUACUUCGAUUAGAUGAUCUGGACGUCACGGGAUAUUUGCUGAGUUGGAUGGCGGUAUUUGAUGCGUUUGAGAAUACGUCUCUCCGCGUUCGUGCCGGAUACGUAGAGCACCUGCGCAACGAGGAGCUAAUCACGAAAUCUUUCAUUCCAUUGGUUUGCCGCUUACUCGAUAUUGGCGCCUCUGGACGAAAGCCCCGUAAGUUGGACCUAUGGGAGGUGGAUGUCUUCUACGUAUCGCUUUAUGAGCCGGAGAAUCUCCACGUAUUGGCGGCUCAUGCGUACUAUCGAGCACUGCAGGCCAUACCAUCACUCAUACGCACCUGGUGGAUGGACUGCAAAGAUCGACAGCUCUCUACGGCCUUUGCGACAUUCACCUCGACUUAUUUUUCGCCGGUGCUCAUUUCGGCUGAGCUCGAUACCGUCCGUCAAUCGGCUGCCGCCGCUUUGGACGAAAAUCGUGCAGGAAAGAGUAAACGAGCGCAAUUGGAAGAUGAGAAUGUCAGCAUCAAAGUGGCCAGCGCAAUCGGCGAGGUGGGCUUGGUGUAUACGAUUGAUGAGCAAAAGAUGGAAAUGGCCGUCCGCUUGCCGGCGGAAUAUCCACUCAAAAGCGUCGAGGUGCGGGACGUCAAGCGAGUUGGGGUGGCAGAGAAUAAAUGGAGGGGUUGGUUGUUUGCUGUACAACAGAUUGUGGGCGCGCAGAAUGGUCACAUAGCAGAUGCGCUCGAGGUCUUCAAGAAGAACGUUUCACUACAUUUCGAAGGCCAGGUUGAAUGUGCCAUCUGCUAUUCGUCCGAUAAUAAGCGUCACAGACCUGCAGCUGCCCACGAAGCCGUGCAAGACGUGCAAGAAUCGGUUUCAUGCAAGUUGCUUGUACAAGUGGUUCAAAUCAAGCAGUUCAUCGUCGUGUCCGCUUUGCCGCUCGGACAUUUUCUGAAGACCAUGUUCUCCUUCUCCUUCUUGCCCCUCCUCGCACUUGCAUCGGGCGCGCUUGCAGCCCCAGCUCCUCAGGGCCCUCCAGGAUUCCCGAUUGGUGGCACGCCCGGAGGUGGACGUGUGAUUCCGGGGUUCGGCGCUGCGGCCUUUUCCCCUUUCAUGAACGUUGUUGGCUGCCCAGUCUCGUCGGCCGUUCUCUCGCUCCCCACGAACCAAACAGCGCUUGCUGUACCCGAUGGAACAAAGCCUGUUGCCAUUGUAUUGGGUAUCGGCACACAGAAUUACACUUGCACGGCCGCGGGCAACUAUACGUCGGCAGGUGCAGUCGCAACAUUGUUUGAUGUGUCGUGCUUGUACAAGACGCCUCUCUUCCCGCGCAUCCAAGACGACAUCAUGCGUCUACCAGCCAACAAACGCGACGCUCUCGUGAAGGCCAUGAAGCCCACCCCUUUGCAUACGGGCGAUCAUUACUUCAUCACAAACCCCAUUACCGGUACGGGAAUCUCCCCAAAAUUCGCCCAAGCGGCCAAUGGUGGCGCCAUCUUCACCACAGUGGCAAAGAAGGGCGGGGUCAAGAGCCCCUCUGGCGCACAACAUAUCGAUUGGCUCCAGUUGACGAGCGUUCAAGGUGACUGGGCCUCGACAGUCUUCCGAGUGGAUACUGUCCAAGGCCAAUCGCCCGCGACCUGCGCAAAGGCUGGUGACACGGUCCAGAUCAUGGAGCGCAAGGCUCGUGAUACGGUUCAGGUACCAUAUGCUGCAAAACGCCGGUUCUACAAGUUGGUGGAAUUACUACGACGUUCAGAAGGAUUUGGAAAGCCGAGCAGCGGUCCUGGCCCGAUCCUUCCGAGUUCCUCGUGCUUGAAUCGUCAAGGCAAGACACGACUGUCGAAAUGGUACGCACCGUUUGAUGACGACGAAAAGGCCAAUUAUAUUGCAUUUGUGACGACCCAACUGAAGCUCAGAAUACGCGGGGAAGUUCACCGUCUGAUCGCACCACGGGACCAGAAGCAUCAAUCCAACUUUGUAGAGUAUCGCAACUACAAGGUUGUCUAUAGACGCUAUGCUGGCCUGUUCUUCUGUUUGUGCGUCGACUCGAACGAUAACGAGCUUGCGUACCUCGAAGCUAUUCAUCUCUUCGUCGAGGUUCUUGACUCCUUCUUCGAAAACGUAUGCGAGCUCGACCUCGUCUUCAACUUUUACAAGGUCUACGCUAUACUCGACGAAGUCUUCCUUGCAGGCGAGAUCGAAGAGACGAGCAAAGAAGUUGUACUAGCGAGGUUGGAGGAGCUUGAGAAGCUAGAAUAG